UCUAUGCUCUCAAGUAAGGCCUUCAAGUUUGCUCACCUUAUCUCAUCAGAUCAAACGGUGGAAUAAAUAUUGAACCUUCCUCUAAAUUACAGCUUACUUGAGCUGAAUAUUGAACAGUAUGUACGACUUCUAAUCAGAUUUUUAUGCCAAACUCCUGUUAAGAAUCUAAUAUCUAACAGAUUGGAUACACCAGAAGAAGGUACGACUAUAGGUUGUUCUGGUAGUCCCUGAUUCCAGGGAGUACAUGAUCGCUUUCCAACCUUCCUGGCAAGUUGUUAUAUUCAUCUGACAAUUUGAAGGGAGGGAAGAAUUAGGAAUAUUCAGUCCUUUUCUCUCAAGCAGUAGGUCAUCCACAGCUCUUUAAGGUCAUUGUGUUUCAGAAUAUAUAAAAGAAGAGUGGAGAUCAUAGUUUGCUUAUACUUUUGAUGGAUAGCAGCAACAUAGUAACCGUCCUGGAAUCCGAAGGAGUUGAGUUCCUUCUAUCUGGUGAAAGAAAGGUACCCUUGUCAGCAUGCAAUGGGAAGACAGUAUGCCUCCUUUUCUCUGCAAAUUGGUGCAGGCCUUGCAAGGCUCUGACUCCUCAGCUUGUGAGACUUUAUGAUACCCUUAGAUAUGAAGUAAAAGAUCUUGAGAUCAUUUUUGUAUCCUUCGACCACGAUGAGGACACAUUCAAGGAACACUUCAAGUGCAUGCCAUGGCUGGCAGUCCCAUUCAAUGUUAAUCUGCAUAAAAGAUUGAGUGAAAUAUACCACGUUGAUCGAAUUCCAUCACUCGUUCCAUUGAGUUCAGAUGGGAUAUCAAUUGAAGAAGAUUUGAUUGGACUUAUUGAAGACUAUGGUCCAGAGGCAUUUCCAUUCACCAAAAAGAGAAGAGAGGAACUAAAGGCUAUAGAUGAUGCAAAGCGUGAAGGUGGAAAACUUGAAGAGCUUCUAGCACAUCAAGGACGAAACCUUCUCAUGUCUAAGGAUGGUAGAGAGGUAUCAGUAUCCGAACUAGUUGGCAAAACCAUAGGCCUUUACUUUGGUGCACAUUGGAGUCCUCCCUGCCGUGCUUUCACUUCCAAGCUUAUAGAAGCGUACAGUGAGCUUAUGACAUCCAAUGAUGAAUUUUUCGAAAUCAUUUUCGUAUCCACAGAUCGAGACCUCAAAGAAUUUGAACUUAACACAUGCACCAUGCCUUGGCUUGUAAUCCCCUACCAUGAUAAAACAAGACAAGACCUUUGCCGCAUCUUUAACAUUAAGGAGAUUCCGGCAUUGGUUAUAAUCGGACCAGAUGGGAAGGCUAUUAGCAUGAAGGGGAGGGCUUUGAUCUCCUUGUAUGGAGCAAAAGCUUUCCCAUUCACUGAGUUGAGGAUCAAAGAGCUUGAAGCAGCAUUGGGAAAAGAAGGAGAGGCAUUGCCUCCUCAAGUGAAGGAUGUAAAGCACGACCAUAUGCUGAAGUUGGACAUGGCCAAAGCUUAUGUAUGUGAUUUCUGCAAGAAGCAAGGGAGGUUCUGGGCGUAUUCGUGUGAUGUUUGUGACUAUGACCUUCAUCCAACUUGCGUAGAUAAGUCCUUUUAAGCAGCUUAUGAACUCGUUACCAUAGAAAUUAAGAAGAAACCUAUGAAGUAUGAAGUAGGAUAUGAUGUACAAGAUUCAAGGUUGGUUCUGGAAUAUUUUUGUUAUCUGUUUCACUAUAACCUUCAUUUAACUUAAUUGUGCAGGAAAGUCAUCUAUGAGAGAUGUAAAUGUAUUGGCUACUCUGGAAUUAGUGCAUUU
Molecule: messenger RNA, 1757 nt
Organism: Argentina anserina (silverweed cinquefoil)
Lineage: Eukaryota; Viridiplantae; Streptophyta; Magnoliopsida; Rosales; Rosaceae
Product: probable nucleoredoxin 3
Exons: 4
Coding region: 426-1559 (377 amino acids)
Molecular function (GO): thioredoxin-disulfide reductase (NADPH) activity
Source: RefSeq, a predicted model, not a curated record